Messenger RNA from Humulus lupulus (European hop), 3696 nucleotides. RefSeq lists its product as uncharacterized. The record is from RefSeq and is a predicted model, not a curated record. Gene Ontology annotation, biological process: DNA integration. Gene Ontology annotation, molecular function: nucleic acid binding; zinc ion binding. Lineage: Eukaryota; Viridiplantae; Streptophyta; Magnoliopsida; Rosales; Cannabaceae. Bases 1 to 3696 code for a protein of 1231 amino acids. The transcript is spliced from 4 exons.
AUGCGUGCAUUCUUGACAGUUGUUGAUGAACGGGUGUGGAUGGCUGUUGAAGAUGGAUGGAAGUGUCCAACCAUUGUUGAAGAUGAGGAGAAACUGAGAAUAAAAAAUGAAGGAACUGAUGCUGUAAAGAAGUCCAGACUGAGGGCUUUGGCAAAAGCAUUUGAAAAUCUGUCUAUGGAGGAGGAAGAAACUGUAGCGGAGUUCCAUUCCAAAUUGUGCGAUAUCUCAAAUGAAUCUUAUGCACUUGGAAAGACUUACUCAAAUGCAAAACUGGUUCGCAAGGUGCUUGGAGUUCUGCCUCGGAAGUUCAUGUCAAAGGUUACCUCUAUAGAAGAAAUGAGAAAUGUCGAGGAACUUGAUCUUGAUGAGUUAAUUGGGUCAUUGCAGAACUAUGAAAUGAGUCUCACCUGGUGGAAGAAAGGCAAGAAGCAGAAAGAUCCCGAAAAAGAAAAAGCUGAUAAUAGUCUUGCAUUUGUGCAUAAGGAGGAAAAGAAGUUGAUCGCAGAUGCAUCUGAGGGUUUCACUAAUGAGACUUUUGCGCUGCUGACCAAGAAUUAUGCUAAAUUCUUGAAGAGGAAUUACAAGAAAAACUUUCCAGGAGGAAAAGAGAAUGGUCCCAGAAGAAACAUUGGUAGAAACAAUAAGCAAACUCAGCAGUUUGGUGACAAGAAAAUCUGGGGAAUACAGUGCCGAGAAUGUGACGGUUUUGGACAUAUUCAAGCUGAGUGUGCCAACACUCUUAAGAGGAAGAAAGCCUUAGCAGCUACAUGGAGUGAUAGUGAUGAAGAAAAUAGCUCCACCUCAAGUGAUAGGUCUAAUGAAGAGAAACAGGUGGUGGCUUUUGUGGCAAAGAGUCAUCAAUCAAUGUGUUCAGAGGAAGAUGGAAACUCAAGCUCAACAGAUGAGGACAGCGAUGGGAGACAUCAUGCAUAUGAGGAGAUGUUCGCUCAAUGGGAGUAUAUGGCUAAACAACUCAAAGGUCUCACUAGUGCCAAACAACAACUUGAAUCUGAGAAGGAUGGGUUGGAGGAUACUAUUAAAAAGCUCACAAAACAGCUUGAUGAGAAGGAUAGUGAGAUUUACAAACUGACUGCAGAUUUAAUAAGGGCUAGAAAAUCUCUUGAGUUUAUCCCUCCAGGAACUGCUGCAAUUAACCACACCUUGCAGUUACAAAAACCAUAUGGAGAUCGAACAUCCAUUGGGUACAGAAUGCUUUACAAGAAAGGGGAAAAUUUGGGAAUUAAUGAUCCCUCUUCAUCCAAGAACAAGGAAGAUAAGACUCAUGAUGACUCAAUGCACAAUACUUUCAGUCUUGGUUUUCCAGAUUCCACUAAAUGGAUCAGUGUCUCAUCUGGACCCAUCAAGUUGAAUUUCGAAGGAAGGAAGACUAUACUGGAUGGUCAGGUUCAAAAGGAGAGAUUUGUUCCCAUUUGCCAUUUUUGUAACAGAAUAGGACAUAUUAGACCCAGAUGCUACAAAUUGCAGGCGUAUAUGAAAGCUAUGAUCGAUCGUCCAAAUAGCUUUCAACAAUUAAAUCGCUUUACGGGAAAGUUGUCAUCUAGUGAGUGGAAACCAAAAUAUGAUCUCAACAAGAAUGUUGCAUUAGUUGCCCACACCUCUCUUUCAGCUUUUCACGAAGAUCAAUGGUACUUCGACAGUGGAUGUUCCCAAUAUAUGACCGGCAACAGAAAUGUGCUGGUAAACUAUAAAGAAGGAAAGGAGGGAGCUGUGACCUUCGGUGAUGGGAACAAGGGUCAGAUAUUUGGAAAAGGUGAUCUAGUGUUAAAUGGAGUAGCUCCAUUGACUGAGGUGUUGUACGUCAAAGGUCUCAAGGCAAAUCUUAUUAGCAUCAGCCAACUAUGUGAUAAUGACUACACUGUAAGUUUCUCUAAAACUCAUUGUCUUGUUGCAACUAAUGGGUUCUCAGUCUUGACAGGUAAUAGAACCAGCGACAACUGCUAUGCACUAAGCAAUCAAGUUUUAUGCAACAGAUCCUUUCUUGAUAAGCCAGACCUGUGGCACUAUAGACUGGGGCACUUGAACUUUAGAGACUUGAAGAGAAUUGUGAAACUACAAGCUGUCCGAGGGAUACCAGAGAUGAAAGUCACUAGAGAUAGGUUGUGUGGGCCUUGCCAACUGGGAAAACAGACAAAAGCCUCACAUCCUCCUGUAAACAUGCUUCUCACCUCCCGUGUGCUGGAGUUGAUUCAUGUGGAUUUAAUGGGACCCAUGCAGAAUGAAAGUCUCAGUGGUAAACAAUUUGUCAUGGUUCUUGUUGACGAUUACUCUAGGUACACUUGGGUAGAUUUCCUCAAAGAAAAGUCAGACACUUUUGGACUCUUUUCAGCCUUAGUUCUCAGACUCCAAAAUGAAAAGGAAUCUAAGAUUGGGAAAGUCUAUCAACUUCGAAGUGACCAUGGAAAGGAGUUUGAAAACACUGUGUUCUCCGAUUUCUGCGACCAGUUAGGAAUAAAACAUGAGUUUUCAGCUCCAAAAACCCCUCAACAGAAUGGGGUUGUUGAAAGGAAGAACAGGACCUUACAGGAAAUGGCUCGCGUAAUGAUGCAUGCUAAGGACAUUUCUCAGCGUUUUUGGGCUGAAGCAAUUAAUACAGCCUGUUAUAUCUGUAAUCGGGUUCAUCUGAGAACUAUCACGACACAGACCGCCUAUGAGCUUUGGAAAGGAAGGACUCCUAAUGUCAGUUAUAUGCACAUUUUUGGAUGUGUGUGCUAUGUCCUAAAUGAUCGAGAACAUUUAGGAAAAUUUGAUCCAAGGAGUGAUGAAGGAGUGUUUCUUGGGUAUUCGCUUAACAGUCGUGCCUAUCGUGUGUUCAACAAAAGAACUCGUUCAAUGGUUGAGUCCAUUAAUGUUCGAUUUGAUGACUUGGAAAACUCUGAAGAACCAGUGGCAGAUGAUGAAGCUCUAGUCUUAACUACACCUGUUCUAGUCCCAGCUAGACAAAAUCAAAUGGUUCCUGACACUCCGUCUGGGUCACUUCAUACUGAACCAACCGCGUCAGAGGAACAAGAAAUCUUAGUACCCCUACCUGAAGGAGCUAAUGUUGUUGGAACUAAAUGGAUUUUCAAGAAUAAAUCAGAUGAGUUUGGCACUGUCAUAAGGAAUAAGGCAAGGUUAGUUGCACAAGGUUACAAUCAGGUGGAAGGAGUGGACUUUGAAGAAACCUUUGCCCCAGUUGCAAGGUUGGAACCUAUUCGAUUACUUCUUGCAAUCGCAUGCCAUCUGAGAAUCAAAUUACAUCAAAUGGAUGUAAAAAGUGCGUUUUUGAAUGGUAUUCUCCAAGAGGAAGUUUAUGUGAAACAACCUCAAGGUUUUGAGGAUCCUCAGUUCCCUGACCAUGUCUUCCAAUUGAAAAGGGCCCUAUAUGGGUUAAAGCAAGCUCCCCGCGCCUGGUAUCUAACUGAUGGAAUAUUUGUUGCACAGAUAUAUGUGGAUGACAUAAUUUUUGGGUCGACUUGUGAGAGUGAGGUUACUAGGUUUGUGAAACUUAUGCAAAGUGAGUUUGAGACGAGUCUAAUAGGAGAUCUAUCUUAUUUUCUAGGACUUCAGAUUAAGCAAUCAGAUCAGGGAAUGUUUAUUUCUCAGUCUAAGUAUACCAAGUCCAUGUUAGAAAAGUUUGGUUUCACUCAAGUCAAACAUGCACGCACUCCUAUAGGCACCACCUCUAAACUGCAUUAA